Messenger RNA from Lingula anatina, 1359 nucleotides. RefSeq names its product geranylgeranyl transferase type-2 subunit alpha-like. Gene Ontology annotation, molecular function: zinc ion binding; Rab geranylgeranyltransferase activity; protein binding. Lineage: Eukaryota; Metazoa; Brachiopoda; Lingulata; Lingulida; Lingulidae. The record is from RefSeq and is a predicted model, not a curated record. Gene Ontology annotation, biological process: protein geranylgeranylation. Gene Ontology annotation, cellular component: Rab-protein geranylgeranyltransferase complex; cytoplasm.
ACGCAUGCUCAGUGAAGACUCUUUAUCGCCCGAAGAGCUGAAAACAAGUUGCAGGAAAGGAAGGGAGGAAGAAAGAAGGGGAAGCUAGACAUAUCAACUAUGCACGGUAGACUGAAGGUUAAGACCACUGCAGAACAGCAGGAGGCAAAGCGGAAGGAAAGGGAGAAGAAAAUGAAGCUCUAUAAUGCAGCUACAUCAAAGAUAUUCCAGAAAAGACAAGGGCAGGAGUAUGACCAGGAAGCCUUGGAGCUGACAGCACAGAUACUGAGUGCAAACUCUGACUUUUACACGUUGUGGAACUACAGAAAAGAAAUCUUUCUUGCAUUCAAGGAUAAGAGCACAGAAGAUGAGCUUCAUAAGCAUUUUGAAGAUGAGCUAAGCUUCCUGGAGGCAUGUUUGAAGGGAAAUCCCAAGUCGUAUGGUUGCUGGGAACACAGGUGUUUUGUGAUGCUGACCAUGCCACGCCCUGACUGGGACAGGGAGCUGAUGCUGUGUAAUAAAUAUUUGGAAUAUGAUGAGAGAAACUUCCACUGCUGGGACUAUAGAAGGUUUGUAGUGAAGAGAGCACAGGUGACUCCAGAGGCAGAGUUUGAGUUUACAACAUCCAAAAUCAGCAGCAACUUCUCCAACUAUUCCUCCUGGCACUACAGAAGUAAGCUGCUGCCUCUCAUACACCCAGACCCAAAACACCCUGGAGGUGUGAAGGAUGAUGUACUUAUUAAAGAGUUUGAACUUGCCCAGAAUGCCUUCUUCACAGACCCCAAUGACCAAAGUGCUUGGUUCUAUCAUAGGUGGCUAUUGGGCAGAGCUGACAAGCAGCUUGCCAUUGACUGUGUGUAUGUAUCAAGAGAACUAAGAAGAGUGAUGGUCAGACUUUCUAAACCAGCAAAGAUAGGAGCUGACCUCUCCCUGCAAGUGUACCUAGAUGGUGUCCAGUGUAUAGGAGAGUGGACCACACCAGCUGGCACCAAUGACCACUCCCUACUUUGGCUCUUUAAUCUCACUGCACCCUUGGAUGGUAAUGAGCAUAAAGUGUUGGUAGCUAUGGAGGGUAGUUCUAGGUCUUGCACACUGAAGGAUGGAGAUGAGAAGGCUAGCAAUGUGGAUGAAGUCAAACCAGGAACUCUGUUUAGCUAUCAACUUAGUGCUGCCACAAGUGAUACUCUUACACAAGAACUUGAUGCUUGUCAACAACUUUAUGAGUUAGAACCAGAUAAUAAAUGGGUCCUCCUCACCAUUAUGCUGUUAAUGAGAGCCAUAGAUCCACUCAAGUACUUGAAGGAAACCCUGGAACACAUAGACACCAUUAUCAAAGUAGAUCCUUGUAGGACCAACUAUUAUAAGGAUCUUAGUAAGUAA